AUGGCUUUAUUGAACCUAAUCCUGCUUGGCUGUUCUAACCAGACCCUGGCGGAAUGCACAGCCGACAUGGACCCCGACACCUGGAACGCCUACCACAUCGUCAGCAACCGGGCCCGCGCCGUCUGCUAUGCCACCCGCCAGAUGCAGUUCAAGCACCGGGCGGAGCACACGGUCAACACCUUGGUCUCUGCCGCUGUGAGCCAGCUGGAGGCCAUGAAGCUUCUGAAGGACGGGCAGGAGGAGCUGAAAGAGCUGACUGCGGAGUCCCUGCACAAGGUGGUGAGCAGCCAGCAGGAGCUGCUGCUCCAGCAGGAGAAGCUGCAGGACAGCCAGCUGCAGGUAGAAUCCUCCAUCCACAGCAACCUGGAGCAGCUGACCCAGGAGAAAGCCUUGAUCGCCAGCGGGCAGCAGCAGGUGGCUCAGCUCAUUGAGGGCAUCACCAAGAGGAUGGAGAAUGUCAGCCGCCACCUGGAUGACCAGGACCUGGAGCUGCAGCGAGGACACAGAGCCAUCCUCACCGACCUGGCCCAGAUGCAACGGCGAACCCAGGAGGCCUACUCCAAAAUAGGUACCGUGACUGCUGCUGGGCCGGCAGGCUGCCCACGGCUGGCUGCAUGGUGGCUCUUGGGGGAGGGGGACAUCGGCCUCUUGCGGGAGGAGCUGAGCGCGCUGGAGGAGCUGAGCUGCCUGCAGGGUGAGUGA
Molecule: messenger RNA, 702 nt
Organism: Pelodiscus sinensis (Chinese soft-shelled turtle)
Lineage: Eukaryota; Metazoa; Chordata; Testudines; Trionychidae
Source: RefSeq, a predicted model, not a curated record